Messenger RNA from Echinococcus granulosus, 474 nucleotides. RefSeq lists its product as hypothetical. The coding region runs from base 1 to 474 and encodes 157 amino acids. NCBI's taxonomy places the organism in Eukaryota, Metazoa, Platyhelminthes, Cestoda, Cyclophyllidea, Taeniidae. The record is from RefSeq and is a predicted model, not a curated record. The transcript has a single exon.
AUGAGGACCGUUCUUAUUUGGUUCGCGAUUGCCGGACUUUUGGUAGCUGGGUUUACCAAACCUGUUACUGUCGAAAAUGUGAAAGAAGAGGAUGACAUAGAGAAAGAAGAAAAAGAGGAAGGUGACGAAGAUAAGGAUGAAUUAGACGGCUCUAAUACUGAGGACAAUGUGGAAGAGAAAGAAGAGCAAGAGCAAGAGGAAGCGGAAGAGGAUGAGGGUGAGGAGGAGGAUGAGGAUGAGGAAGAAGGGGAGACAGAAAAAUCCGUUGAAGAAGGUGGCGAAGAUAAGGACAAUGUGGAAGAGAAAGAAGAGCAAGAGCAAGAGGAAGCGGAAGAGGAUGAGGGCGAGGAGGACGGAGAAGAUGGUGAUGAAGAAAUUGAAGAGAAAUUCGAUGAUGGUAGUGAUCAUGGGCCUAAAGGACCAAUUGAACAGAGGAACGCUGGAUUACCGGCGAAACGGGUAGCAGUUCUGUGA